AAAACAAAGAAUGUUACUUCACAAUCGAGCCGAUAUUAUACUCUCAAAAGAAUCUGGCAGUUGAAUACAAAUUUCCUAUCCUUUUCUAUGUAAUUAGAUUUGGAUUUGGACCCAUUUCUACCACAAAAUUAGGAGUACAAAAGAAAAGGCUUUGUAGUUUUCCCUACGAUCGCGAAAACUUUGCUUCUAACGACGACGAAGGCGAUCUUCAAAACUCCAACACCGAGAAAAUCGAAAUGACCGAGGUCAAACCGAGCCUAAUCGAAGCGAUCUAUGAAGACGACAAGGCUCAACUCCUAACGCAUACGAAGAGGCUCUUCCAGAGCGGUUCGGAGCCCUUGGACCGGCGCGUCGUGUCGAAGCUCCUCCAGCUCUGCUGCGCGUCCGACUCGGUGGAGUGCGCCUCGGCAUUGGUGAACGGAGAGUUCGGAACGGUGCCGUUGGUGAAUGAGACGAACGAGGCGGGGUGGUCGCCGCUGCACACGGCGGCCAAAUCUCACGCGAAACGGUGUGUUGAAGUGCUGCUCAAGAAACGUGCUCGUACGGACCUGAAGACCAAGGACGGCCGCUCACUGCUUCCUCUGCAGCUGUCUCUUUCUUGCAGUAGGAUGGAGGUGAUUUGGAAUCCGGAUGACUACUCCAUUGAGGACUUGGUCGUUCUUCUCACUGAAAAGGAUUUGACCACGGUAAGGCUUCUUAGUGAGAAAACGAAGGCAAUAGCUGAGGUGGCGUACGCAAACGCCGUCCAAGGCCGUAUAGUUCCGUUAGCAGCUCUGCUCAUAGUAGCGCCGGAGAAGGUUAACGAAGGGGUUCUGGAGUUGCGAGACUCCGACUCGGGAUCCAAAGAAAAUACGACCAUAUACGAAGGUGUGAUAAGGGAGGCCUUGUCCUUGGGCCGCCAAACGACGACGUCCAGAGCGGCCAAACGGAGCUGUUCCCCGACCCAAGGCGAGAAGGCCGAGAGGAGGAAGCUCUUGCUGCGCGAGAUAGAGUUGCUCCAGCUCUUCGGAGCGGUGGCCUCGAGCGGUUCUACGGACAGGAGGGUGACGUCGCCACUGAUCCGUGCAUGCCAGGCCGGAGAUGUGACCAUCGUCGAGCUACUUUUGAAGACAAACAUAGAUAUAAACGACAUUGAUGCUGAAGGAAACUCUGCUCUUCAUUGGUCCCUUAAGACGUCUCCUCAGCAGAUGAAAAUUGCAUUUCUCCUUCUGAGGCAUGACGCCCGAGUAAGCCAAAAGAAUAAAUUGGGGUUGACUGCUCUUCAUCUUGCUGCCGCUAAUGGAAACUCACAGGCACUUCAUACCUUUCUAUUGGAAGACCCAGAUGCUAUCAACUACAAAACAGAAACGAAAGAAACUCCACUGUUUUUUGCAGUGAAGAAUGACCAUAUUGAGUGUGCUGAGCUUCUUUUGCGAUGGGGAGCAAAUAGCGAAGUCCUCAAUUUGCGUAGACAGAGACCUAUAGACAUGGCAAAGUCUCAAGAUAUGCGGUUCAUGUUGAGUCCAACUAAUAUUAGCCACAUGAAUCGUGCUUUGCCUGUUCAACAGAAACAUAGUACUUGUUUUCAAGAUGAUGAGAUGAUUUCGGAAACCUGUGAUGCACUUCUGAACAUGACAGAUGAAGACACCGCUACGGAUAGCACAAAGGCUGAGAUCUGUAAAUACUUUAGAUCCCCUCGUGGUUGCAUUAGAGGGGAUCAGUGCUUUUAUGCGCAUGGUGAAAAGGAGCUUCGGCAGAUGGAACAGGGAACACAUCUGACUAAUUCUCCUGUUGCAAAGGAAUUUAGACGGAAAAUCUUUGUUGGAGGUCUCCCUCUUACGUUGGACUCUGACUCGUUGGCUAAAUUUUUUGAAGAAAAAUUUGGUGCUGUAGAAGAUGCUAUUGUUAUGGGAAUUCAAGAAGGAGAAGAAAUAAAAUCUCGAGGAUUUGGCUUCGUCACCUUCAAACAAGAGAAAUCUGUUUCAACGGCUGUUGAGACACACUUUGUUAUUAUUUUUGGCAAGCAAGUUGAGAUUAAAAGCGUAAUCCCAAAACGCUUACUCACUGAGUUCCAGAAACUGUCAGCACAACAACAUCAACCAAAACAGAAUUGCCAACACGAACCUCAAGCAAAAAUACCCAGUGAUGAGAAGAUUACAGAAAAGAUUGAAGUUGAACAGAUGUCUUGGGUUGGUAGAUUAUUUCAUGGCCAACCGAAGACAUUUUCCAAUGAACUUCAAGAACACAUUAGCCCCAACUUUGACGAAAGUAUGCCUGCAUGGCUCAGGAUUUUCAAGAAGUGGCUGCCGCGCCACUUAUAUGAUCAAUCAACACGUUUGAAGGAAGGAGAUCAAUAUGCUCUCUCAUCUCUUAAAGGUGAUUUCAGGGCAACAUUUGGCUUGGAAUUAGAUCAUGCAUCUCUCGGCUACUCCAAGCUUAGUGACUUCAUGAAAUCUCUGCCUGGAAUUUGUCGCAUGGAGGUUGUCCCCAUAGGCAAAUGUGGACCUGCCACUCAUUUGGUCCUGCUGCCCAACUUUCCCAUGCCCCAUCGCCAAUUGCCUCAUACACUCGCAACGCCCUGCACGCCAUCUAGUGAUUCUAAUUCUAAUUCUAAUUCAAAAUGCGUUCAGAACCUUCUUCAUGGGCAUCAAAAUGAUAGCUUCAUUGAUAGCAGCACUGAGGAGGCAAAACCAGCCCAUGAGUGCCCUGAAGAGAAUUCAGCUCAGAAUGAUUAUACAUUGCCUGUUGUGCAUCUGAGGUCUCUUCAAUUAUUGAAGCCAGACCCUCUCUUCCAUGGUCGACCAUGGCUACUAAAUGUAAGUGAUUUUGACACAGGAGACACUCAUGGUGAAGGAAGAGGGUGUGUAGAGGAGUUUAAAAAGAAGAACCUCAGGUAUCAAAAGAGACAUUUGGUUUUGGAGGCCCUUUGCAGAAGAAGGAACAGCACAUCGGUUUUCUUUCAUCGUGACUUUGAUUUUUACAAAGAUUAUAAGACAAGCUUCAUGAAGAGAAAGUGCUUUGCCUGCAACCAACGUGAGAUGUCAUGGGCCAACUUUCCAUGCCAACACUUGCUGUGGUGCGAUGAUUGUAAACUACAGGCCAUCUUGGCGUCUGGCGCUUCUGAGCACAGAUGUGUGGUGUGUGAUGUGAAAGUACAGAAAAUACUACCAUCGCGUGAAUUUUUUCAUCGUGCAAGUCAUGGUGUCCCCAAUGUUGAGGAGUUCCCACCUUUCAAUCCUAAUCAUAUACAAAGCCCAUACAAGAAACAGGAUAUGUCCAUUGAUUGGCAACUGAUGGGCUUGUUGCAAUCAGAGUUUCUGCGUAGCAGAGAAUAGUUGAGGUAAAUAUAGAAAAUGCUUAAACAGUAUAUGAGCAUCUUUUGUGUGAAAUACGCCCGGAAAAGAAAAAAGGACAGGGGAGACUUGGAAAUUAUUGUUGCCAUUAGGAUUGUACAAAUUUGUAUCCCCUCUCCAAAAUAUAAUCAUAGCUCUUUUGUGCUGAAAAAUACUGACCUCACAUUAAUAUAAAAAUGCCCUUUGCCUUUUGUGCAACCCUACUAGCUACUCUUUCACGGUUCUUUCUCUUAUUGAAUUCUUUAUCAAGAGACUCAGAAUAUAGGAAGAGAAUACAGUCCAAAUCCGCUUCGUGUGUGUACAGCAUUUUUUCCCCUCCAUGUGAUAGUAUUUGGUGCACUCACUGGAA
Molecule: messenger RNA, 3681 nt
Organism: Corylus avellana
Lineage: Eukaryota; Viridiplantae; Streptophyta; Magnoliopsida; Fagales; Betulaceae
Molecular function (GO): RNA binding; metal ion binding; protein binding
Source: RefSeq, a predicted model, not a curated record